Messenger RNA from Bombus pyrosoma, 2593 nucleotides. RefSeq names its product estradiol 17-beta-dehydrogenase 11. The transcript has 8 exons. Gene Ontology annotation, molecular function: oxidoreductase activity, acting on the CH-OH group of donors, NAD or NADP as acceptor. NCBI's taxonomy places the organism in Eukaryota, Metazoa, Arthropoda, Insecta, Hymenoptera, Apidae. Bases 1609 to 2592 code for a protein of 327 amino acids. The record is from RefSeq and is a predicted model, not a curated record. Gene Ontology annotation, cellular component: lipid droplet.
AAAGAGAAGAAAAAAAGAAUCAUCAUCUCUAAUUGCCUUAAAUUUAUACCUAUGCACUCGUAUGUCUGUUAAUAUUAAAUUGAUUUAUUGCGAAACAUUAAAAUAUCCUAACGCUAAAUUAUACGAUUGUCUCAUUAUCUUUAGCAGUAUGGGUCCCUCUAUUUUCUUGGAAGAAUAAAAACGUUUAUCUCGAUGAUAAUAAAGUAUACGAGUGUCAAAUAUAUUCAGUUACAUUUACAGAAACAUGCCAUGUUUGCUUGUAAAUUUACAUGCUACUAACGCAAGCAAAUAUAAUUGUAAGACAGACUAUAAUUUGUAAAUACACUCUGACUACUUUGCAAAAUGAGGAAAGAGAUAGAGUAUGUAGCUAAUCGAAUUGCGAACGUUGGGAGCGACAGCUUGGAAAACAAUAAUUGACGGUACUUCUCAGGGAUAUGGCCGUGACAUCGGAUAUAACAAGAGACUCAUUGGCUUGUGCUCUUUACAAUGCUGUUAACCUACUUCCCUAGUCGUUAAUCUAUUUUUCUUCCGUUGUUCUUCCUCUGUUCAUCACUUUCGAAAGUAAAAUCGUCGGCGCGUAAUCCGCGCAUAACAAAGUUGGGUUGUCGAGGCAAGGUUUUUGAGAAUCACGUAUACGCGGAGUUUAAAUGUAAUUCCUCGUGUCUUACAGAAGGAAGCAUUUCGUUAUGCCAAUGAAUCGACGAAAUUGUGAAAUGUGUGGUAAUUCCAGGCGCAAGUACGCGUCGAAAUUUUGCAAUCGAGGCUGAAGAUGUGAUUGCAACCGAGGUUUGAAGAAAAGGACUUCGAGAUGUCUCGAACAACGCGAUCGACAAACCUUGUCCCUCUUUUAUUCUUUCUUUUUUGUCUUAUUAUUAUCGAGCGAACAUCAAGAUGGAUAUUUCCAUUGGAACGAGCUGAUGACGAAAUGCGGCUCGUAAAAUCGGUAUUCUUCGACCGGACGCGCUAUAAUUUUCAUUCUCCGUGCUCCGAAUUGGCUAGCUCUUCUAUCGGCCGAACGUUCGUGUAAGUCGAUGAUGUCUCGACAUGGAUGGUGUCCCCCUGAACUUUCACUCUGUACUUUGUUACGUCCGCCAAUCUCCGGUGAUUCGCGAAAUCACCGAUAUUUAUAUUGCUGGAAAGAAAGGGCCUUUCUUAAGACGGUCUGUGACGGACAAUGUCGUCAUAACCUUGUCGAAGAAAAUGUUUAUGAUUCGAAGACAUUAUCUUCGACGAUUAUAGUCGAAUAGUCGAAUGGAACAAGAAUGUGAUGAACAUAAUUGCUUUUUCGACGGUAUGUUCGAGAAUUACGUCAAUGGGAGUUCGCAUUGGAGAAUUCAAUGCUGUCUACGCAUUUGGCAAGCAUACUCCUCGUGUGUCGCAACUCUGAGACACGAGUAUACUGGGACUGCACGGCCGACUGGCUGCAUCUAUCCGACCGGUUUUCUUACCUGACCGACGGCAAUACUUCUAAACGGAGGGAAUAUCGGGCCUAGGAAUGCCUCUCACUCGGGCUUUACGCUGCGAAAGGGAGAAUUGUCUUUGAGUUGAAACCGAUGGAUCUGUUACGAAAUCCGAUCAUACAAAAGCCACGCACAACAAGAAAUAUAAAUGCAGCUACCGGAAUGGGCCAUCGUAAUAUACGAUCUUCUACUUUUUACGGGGAUGGCGAUUAUUUACAUAAGCGAAGCUAUUAUUUUGACGUUUAUUCCGCGACGUUAUCGCGUAAAGGCUGUGAAAGGUGAGAUCGCCCUAAUAACGGGAGGUGCAGGAGGAAUUGGACGUUUGAUCGCAAUUAAACUGGCAAAUCUUGGAGCACACGUUGUUAUCUGGGAUAUUAAUAAAACUGGGCUUAAGGAUACAGUCCAAGAGAUUAGACGCAGUGGAGGAAAAUGUUGGGGUUACUAUUGCGACAUCACCAGUAGGGAAGAAGUUUACAGAAUGGCAAAAAUAGUGCAGAUCGAAGUUGGCUCAGUAACAUUAUUGAUAAAUAAUGCAGGUUACGUAUAUGGAAAAACGCUUUGGGAAUUACCAGAUGAUGAGAUUAUACGUACUUACAAAGUGAACAUCCUAUCCCACUAUUGGAUUACCAAAGCAUUCAUGAGGGAUAUGAUGAAAAAUAAUCACGGUCAUAUUGUAACUGUAGCAAGCGUGGCAGGACUUCUAGGGACCUAUAAUUGUACUGAUUAUUCGGCGACUAAAUUUGCGGCUAUCGGUUACCAUGAGAGUCUCUUCACUGAACUUAAAGCUCACGAAUACGAUGGAAUUCACACCACUUUAGUUUGCCCCUAUUUUAUAAAUACGGGUAUGUUCCACGGGGUAAAGCCAAGACUGAUGCCAAUGUUAGAACCUGAGUAUGUUGCGCAAGAAAUUGUAUCUGGAAUAUUAUUAAAUCAAGUAAUCGUUGUAUUACCUGGAUCAGUUAGAUACCUCCUGCCGUUGAAAUGCUUAUUGCCAGCAAAAUUAUGCUGGGCAUUAAUGUAUCAUAUCAUACAAGGACCACAGUCUAUGAUGAUGUUCAAAGGAAGGGGGGAAAUACAAGCAUUGAAGAAUAACAAUAACGUUGCAAUAACGCUAAAAGAAACUGUACAUUAAU